AUGGAAUCCCCCAAAAAACCCACAUUCCUAGUCCUGUUGCUACUGAGCGCAGUGUUGCUCGCGGCUGCCGAGAAAGAGACGAAAGACAUUGACGUGGACAACGAAGACUACGGAGACGAACUGGAGCGCGGGCACCGCAAGCGACGCAGGAAACAACAGCAGCAGCAGGCGGCGGCCGGGCCCUGCGGCGCGCUGGGCUUCGGACGCACCCUCGGCUGGGGCGGCGGCCCCUCCAACACCUACGUGUCAGCUCCCGUCCAGAACUACUACAUAGGCUGUGGAGGCGCGCAGCCGCAGCAACAGCCGUUCUUCCCCGUCGCCCCCCUCCCGCCCUUCCAGCCCUACCCCGGCGGCUUCGGGGGACACCACCAGCACAACCACCAUCACAACCACGGAGGCCACGGAGGGCACCACGGCGGCGGCUUCAACGGAUACCCACAGCCGCAAUUCAAUUACCAGAACCAAGGGUUCAAUCAGCAGCCUUUCUACGACCAGUACCAGCCGUACAGCCAGGGCUACCAGAGGCCGCAGCGCCCAGGCAUAGUGUCGGCGGCCGCGUCGGGGCUGGGGACAGCCCUGGCUGACUACAUCAGCGGGGGUAACCGACCCAAGAAAACAUACAAGCAAGUCACAAAAACAGUGAACCAAAUAUUCAAGCCUCUGUACAAUUUGUUUUAA
Molecule: messenger RNA, 678 nt
Organism: Plutella xylostella (diamondback moth)
Lineage: Eukaryota; Metazoa; Arthropoda; Insecta; Lepidoptera; Plutellidae
Source: RefSeq, a predicted model, not a curated record